UUGCUGAUGGACACAUCAAAAGAAAAAUCAAAGGAAAUGGGGAAGGUUCAAAUGCCAUUUUGUAGGAGAAAAUGGACCAAGAGAGACAAAUAUAUGGCAGCUCUCUUUUUAUCUUUCCACAUCCUUUGUAUUUUUGCACCCUUCCAUUUCAAUUGGAAUGCAUUUUGGGUGGCCUGUGUAUUAUAUGUUAUCACAGGUCUUUUUGGAAUAAGUAUUUCUUAUCAUAGAAAUCUUUCACAUAGAAGUUUCACACUUCCAAAAUGGCUCGAAUACACAUUUGCAUAUUGUGGAGCUCAUGCACUUCAGGGUGAUCCAAUCGAUUGGGUGAGCACACAUAGAUGUCAUCAUCAAUAUGCUGAUACCGAAAGAGAUCCACACAGUCCUAUUCAAGGAUUUUGGUUUAGUUACAUCGUUUGGGUUUUAGAUUCCAAUACUUUAACCAAGAAAGUUUGUCCAGAGUACUUUAUUGAUUAUAAAGAUAAUGAAAGAAGUGUGUUUACAAUGGUUAUGAAGUAUGGAAGGCCAAAUAAUGUUGGUGAUAUGGAUAAACAAACAUUUUAUAGAUUUAUUCAUGAUACCUACUUUCUUCAUCCAAUUGCUCUUGGACUUCUUCUCUACAUCGUUGGAGGAACACCUUUUUUUAUAUGGGGAAUGUGUGUGAGGACUUCAUUGUUCAUACAUGUAACCUUUAUGGUUAAUUCAAUUUGUCAUUCAUGGGGAAGACAACAAUGGAACACUAGAGAUUCCACUAGAAAUAAUUGGUGGAUUAGUUUGUUUUCAUUUGGAGAAAGUUGGCACAAUAAUCAUCAUGCCUUUGAGUAUUCAGCAAGGAUGGGGCUUGAAUGGUGGCAAGUUGACAUUGGUUGGUAUGUUAUAUUGUUUCUUCAAGCCAUUGGAUUGGCCACUGAUGUCAAACAACCCUCUCAAGCUCACAAGCAAAGGCUAGCUAUGGAUAAACCAAAUGAAGCCCUUCCAGAAUAUUGA
Molecule: messenger RNA, 984 nt
Organism: Benincasa hispida (wax gourd)
Lineage: Eukaryota; Viridiplantae; Streptophyta; Magnoliopsida; Cucurbitales; Cucurbitaceae
Product: palmitoyl-monogalactosyldiacylglycerol delta-7 desaturase, chloroplastic-like
Biological process (GO): very long-chain fatty acid biosynthetic process
Cellular component (GO): endoplasmic reticulum membrane
Molecular function (GO): palmitoyl-[glycerolipid] 7-desaturase activity
Source: RefSeq, a predicted model, not a curated record